GUGAAUAUUGCUCUUUGAACUUUUACAAAGUAAACUUGCCAGAUGCUUAAAAUUUUACUUUUAAAUGUUAAGCAAUUUGAAAUAUUUUAAUUUAUGUAUACUGAAACUUAGCAGCAUUGAUCAUCUCAAUAAACAAAUGUUACAUUUUUACAUCUGUAGUCUGUGUUAAAAUGUUGGCAUUUAUGGGGUCUUGAAGCACUGGGGAGCUAUGGAGCCGCUGACUUUAUUAGGAUUAAACAAAAGUGCAAAUAAUUAAUAUUCAUUUUAAUCGUAUUUUUUUAUUUGUUGUUUUUAAGACCAAUUAUGCGCUUAAAUAGCAUUUCACUGGAGAUGUCUUCCCGUAACAUAACUACCCAGUAACAUUUUUGCAUUUCCCUGUCUACUUAACAUCUUUUAAUACAAAAACACAGUGGACAUCCGGUGGACCCCACCGGUGCCCUGACCACCGGGUUUAGCACGUUUUCAGGGGGAAAACUGCUGAUUCAUUCAUAGGUCUGGAUUUCUGGGUUGACUUCUGUCAAAAUUACUAGUAACAAGCAGAUAUUUUUAUACCACACUCAGAAUUUUUAAAGUUGUACUAUCUAUGUGCAAAUUGUGGCACCACACAUACACAAACUCCUCCACAUUCAAGUAACUCGGGUAAAUGUGCAUCCAUAGAUUUCUUCAAGAGACCAUGACAUCAACCACAAAUUCACUGAAGCAACAGAAAAAUUGUGUGCAUCAGGCCUCACACCAAAUGAGCAUCAUCUUUUGAUGGAGGAUUAUGAAAAACAAUGAGGAACAUCACACAAAGAAAAUUGCUACAAAGGCAAAUAGAGUGAAUGCGUAAUUAGCCUAAAAUAUAAAUGUGACAAACUUUUAACUAAAGGACGUCCUAAUCAUACCAUUCAAGGAUUUCCCUGUCAUUUUCUCAAAUUAAUAACUUUAAACUUAAGAAUGAACAGUGGAAUCCAUUAUUGUAGCCUGUGCGAAUCCGACAAAGAAUUCAUUCCUUUUUUUUUUUUUUGUUACACAACUUAAUAUUUAUAAAUUUUCAUAUAACGUUGACAACAAUGUAAAAAACAAGGAAGGUAUCGACCUAUCUCGCCUUCAGAUUACAAUAUGUUUAACUUCCUGUUUGAGUAGAGAUGCUUUUGUUUUGAAAUGACAACUUCCUGUUCAACGGUUAGCGUAAAUUCAGCUUAACGGCAAACGACAUACAGAAGUUGUAACGGAGCUUAUAAAAAGGUAUUUUAUUAGCUGCCCCCUUUAUAGCGGCUCAAGGUAUGUUUAUUGACGGAAAUAAGUACAUAUCUGAAAUAUUGUGUGAUUUAAACUGCUUUUGUCGUUAUAUUCCAAAACUACGAGUUAUUUUAGAUUAAACGAUAUUAGCAGGUACAGUUAUAUUUUUUUUUUAGCUAAGCUGGUUUAUUGCCGUUAAACCUAAUUAUUCAUCAGGUUUAACUCUCAUGGGUUCAAACGGAAAUGAGACGGUGGGGGAGUUGAAAAUAGGACGAAAAUAAAAUAAGAUAAACUUCCAGUUGAGCCGAGAGCAGAACAGGGUGAGCGCGACGGAAGAAACCAGCAACGGACAAAAGCAACCGCUCAAACACUGCGGCGGUUGACGCUGAUAACUGACAGGGGCGCGUGCAGGACAGCCAUUAUUGGAGGGCGCGCUCAAAACUCUCACUGCACCUGAUCCACACGAACAACAGCCACAUUCCCAACACCAACCUAACCUACACAUGAACGCGAUGCGCAUGGCACAGAAACCACCGAUCUGAUCCAUACACACACACAUAUGCCCGCAUAACUUUUUGUCUUUUUAUUAACAAAUUAUAACGACAGGAAAGCAACGCCUACCUGUGUGACAAGGAGAGACGCUGAUUCCCAGGCUCAUGUGGUUUACUUGAGAUUUCCCGGGGAGGAUGUGAAGCGACUGCAUUUACACUCUGUGACAAACGUUUCGUCUGGAUUUAACGGUUUAACUCUCCCAGUGUAGCGUGACCCUGAGGACGAGCGAAGCGGCAGACGAUGUCACGGUCUGUCAAUGGAGAAUCGAUGUUGUCCCGUCAGCGGCUCGGUUCCAGAAACUACCAAAAAAAAAACAACAUUUAAAAAAAAAAAAAAAGCUCAUCAAAGCGUACACAUGCAGGAUAUAUAUAAAAAAACUCUGUUGGGGUCAGUGCGACUCCUCUCAGAAGUACGUCAAGGUUAAAAGUCCGGUUAUUCAAUUUUAGCUAGCUUCACGGCAUUGUCACGUUUAGCUCACAGAAAGAACGAGCACCAAGCCGCCAAAUAAACAAAACAGAACAGUAACAUUAAGAUUUAAGACGCUCACACAUGUGGUGAAAAUAAAAAGUACAAUACCUACCGUUUUUUUUUUUUACUCUGAGGAAAAUCUCAAGGUACGCACAGUGCGUACUGCCGUAAAGCUGCACGCGCCCCUCAUUACUAACGUAGAAACUAGGUUAGCUUAAUCAGACAAAUACGAAUCAGCUGGUAGAGAAUGCAGGGCAGAAAAAGUGGGGGAAAUGAUUAAUAAACACAGAAAACAAAAGUAUCAACAAAGUAAAAGGCCCACCACUAACAUACGGGAAUAUAUCAAAAUAUACAAAGAGAACGUACGUGGUAAGACCCAAACAACAGUAAUGAACAACAAACACCCCGUGGGUCAUGACAUUAAGGCAUAGCAAUAUUAGCAUACGUAAAUUUCAUAAUUUUAUUAAAGUAAUGAAAUAUAUUUUCCUUGUUAAAUUAAAUUUAGAUAGAAAAAAAUUACCUUAAUCAAACUUCAAUGACAAGUGCUUAACCUGUUGCACUGCACACAUGCACAAAACCAUUCAGGUAAUAAAAUAAUAACGCAUCAGAUUUUAUUCAUAAUGUCCUUUGUUUGUUGAGACCUCGAAGGGCUACAAAGAUUGAGAAAUUAAACAAGCAGUUAGAGUGGACAAAAAUACAUAAAUGAAUAAAAGAGGUUAAAAUGGAUGAAUAGGAUAGGAAUAAGGUCUGAUUCCUGAGGACCACCACAUGUCACUGUCGAUUUGAUGUCGAGUGACCCAUGGAGAUGAAUUCUGUUUGGUUGUGCGGUAAGAUUGGAACCAACAGAGGGCAGUGUCAGUGCUGAAGUGAAGCCUGUUGAGUAAGAUGCCAUGGUCCACUGUGUCAAACACAGCAGGUAAGUCCAGGAGAGUGAGGGUGGAGGGAGAAACCACACUGAGAUUUUUCAUGCAGGUUAUUGAGUUUUUAGAUGAUAUUGUUGGUGGAUUUCAACUGCUUUCUCUAGAACUUUAGAUACAAAAAGCAAAUUUGGAGAUGGGCCUGCCCUGUAGUUGAAAAGGACUUGUUGAUCAAGAGUGGGUUUUUGAGGAAUGCUCUGAUAAUGUCUUUCUUUAAUUUGGAGGGGACAUGACCAAAUUGGAAAGACUGGUUUCUAACAGAGAUGAUUAGGGAGUUAAGGCAGUGAUAUUGGUUUUUACCAGGUAGGUUGGGAAUGGGUUUAUGCAAAGCAUUCAAAUGUUCAGAUAAUGGGAGCAAAGAUUGUACUAUAGAUUGUAGUGAUAGAUGACUGACUGACUGCCCCCACUUUUCACACUUUGUUUCACUUUAUUGUUUCAGAUAUUUCAGCUAUUAAGAGGAUAUAGAAAAAGAGGAACCUCUAUUUCUGUUUCCAUUUUUGCAAAUUUCCAAGUGGAAAAUUUGGUCUUUUGGCAAUCCCUUUAACAUUCUACCACGUAGCUACUUUUUAAAAAGCUGUUAGAUGAGUUUGACGUUCUAGAAACAUGUAGAAAUUGCCCAGUAAGAUUUCAAAUAAACUACUCUACAUUCUGUUUUUGAAGAGCGAAUCAUUUCCUGUGUUCGUGAAACUUCUUGCAGUUUACAGACGGCGCUUUGCGGAGAACUGAAGAUGUUGCUGUGGGUCAUUCUUGUUCUGGAUUUGGGGGUUUCCGCCGUGAUGCUGCCGGCAAUCACUGAUGAGAACUUCAUCGCUGAGUGUGUGGAGGAGCACAACAAAGCCCGCUCAGCUGUCAGCCCACCUGCAAACGACAUGCUGUACAUGUCGUGGGAUGAGGCGUUGGCUAUUUCUGCCAGAGCGUGGGCAAAACAUUGCAAUGAUCGACACAACGUCCACCUCAGGGAGGUCGGCAACAUGCACCCCACUUUUACCUCUGUGGGAGAGAACAUCUGGACGGGCCCGCUGGAUGAGUUCAGCGUAAAGAAUGCCAUUCAAAAGUGGGUGGAUGAAGCCAAGCUAUACAGCUACAAGGAAGACAGAUGCACAGCUGUUUGUGACCACUACAGACAGGUUGUGUGGGCACAAAGCUACAAGGUUGGCUGCGCUGUAGUGCACUGUCCACACAGUAUCAAAAACUUUGAUCGUCCGGGUGCCAUUUUUGUAUGCAACUACGCCCCAGGUGGAGAUAUCGAUGGAAUUCAGCCUUAUGCAACUACUGGGGAUCCAUGCUCUGGAUGCAAAGGCGAAUGCAACAACAAAAUGUGUAGUAAUCUACAACGAGAUUCCAGAAAAAACUACAACUGGGCUCCGCGCUGGGACACUGCUUCACCUACAAGCAGUGCUGCACCUUGCAACUCUUUUCUGGAUAUCCUGAUCAUGCGGCCCAUCACCUUCAUCUUGAUGUGCAAUGCUGCAUACGCAGUCCAUUACUUCUGGCCCUCUCUCUUGUGCUAUGAGUAGUUUUUGGUCUACAGGGAGACCCAGAUGGAUGGCGUCCCACAAUGACCUCCAAAUGUUCAUCUCUAUUAUCUCAACCACAAAAUGUUACCAUAACCUUAUAUCUGUGAUUUUUCUGUGGAUGAUGCUUGUAUGGACAAAAUCUACCAUACAAAAGCACGUCCAAGUCUUUAUUGAACUAAACCUGAAUUCCCUUUAACUAACAGUGUUUCUACAUUCAGAUGUGACAAUCAGUUUUCUUCUUAACAUUAAAAGCUGCAAAAGGUA
This is a messenger RNA of Xiphophorus maculatus (southern platyfish), 4939 nucleotides long. Its product is annotated as GLIPR1-like protein 1. The transcript is spliced from 6 exons. The coding region runs from base 3887 to 4675 and encodes 262 amino acids. The record is from RefSeq and is a predicted model, not a curated record. Lineage: Eukaryota; Metazoa; Chordata; Actinopteri; Cyprinodontiformes; Poeciliidae.